Sordaria macrospora k-hell is the source of this 423-nucleotide messenger RNA. RefSeq lists its product as uncharacterized. Lineage: Eukaryota; Fungi; Ascomycota; Sordariomycetes; Sordariales; Sordariaceae. The record is from RefSeq and is a predicted model, not a curated record.
AUGGGGAUUACCACCCUCUCGGAAUCGACUCCCGACUAUAAGAGAGGACGUGUUGGGGAAGCCACGACCCAAUUGGCAAAAUUACCAUACGCCACGCAGGUGUCGCCGGUCAUCACAACCAACUACUGCCGGAUGACAUACAUGACAGAUCUACAAAGGCACUGUACUAGUACCGAAGCUGAUCAUCAGGGUGCUGAAUCAAGCAAUCGAUUUGCGACACACAAGAUCUCGUCAGACAUGAUCUCAGCUAAUCCACCUGUACCCCGUCUUCAUCUUCUACCUGGACUGGUCGACUUAAGGCCAUUCGAAGCAGCACAAUUUGCCGGGCCACUGAGGCAGGAUACUAAGUCAGGGCAUAUCGAAUUAGGCCCAACCGGUACUCAUUCAGGCUUCGUCGAGAUUCGGCUGAGUUGCACUCCGUAA